CCGCGCCGCCGGCGCUGCCGCGGGGGGCCGGGCCCGGCCGGGCCGCGCGGGGGGCGCGCAGGCCUCGCCCCGCUCCCCGGGCUCUGCGCCCCGCUCCCCGGGCUCUGCGCCCCGCUCCCGCACGCAGAGCGCCGGGGUGUCACCGGGAGGGGCCGGUCGGCGCGGGACCGGCCACCUGCGCGGGCAGCGGCGGGGCAGCUCCCCGGGCCGCCGUGAGCGCCCGCGGCUGCCCCGCGCUGUGACGCGGCCCGCAGGGUCGCCCGGCCGUGCCGGGGUUCCCAGCGGUUCCCGGAGCCCGGGAGCCGGCGAUGCCCGGCGGCACCGGGGCCCGGCUCCCGGGCCAGGACCGGGAUGGCCGCGCAGCCAGCAGCCCCCUCAGCCUGUGGACCCCCGGGCUCUGUGCCCCCCGCUCCGGUGGGCGCCCUUGAGUUGUAUUCCCUCGUUGAAGUUUAAUAUUUGGGGAUAGGGAGGAGAGUUUCAGCUUCUGUUGUGGCGUCUUUUCUUUUCCUGGCUGUAAGUACUUCCAGAUGGGAUUUAGACCCCAGACGUAACAAUAUUUCCAUAUUUGGUAUAGCAGUAGCCCGCAUUUUUCACAUUUUUCUGCUCUGUUAUCCAACCACAAAGCAUUCUUGACAGCUUCAGAUGUUGUUAAAUAUAGCCUUAACUUCUGUUCCCAGGGCAGGAAAUUCUUUGGAAUUCCUGUUUUUCACGCAAUCUGUCUAUCAUGAUUUAGGAGAACUCUGCUGGAGGAGCCAACUGGCGUUCUGCUGCAGUUCGCUCCUUUAUUGAAAUAGCCCAGCAGUUGGGUCUGCUGCCCAAAGGCGCUACAAUGAGUCCCCAUUCCAGGGAUUUUUCUUUGCAAAUGAGAUUACUGUUCCCAACACAAGUUUGGGGUUUUUCUUGUCGCCUUCAAGGCUGGAAGGUAGAGAAGCCGGAUUCAAAGGAGAGGCGAGAGCUUGCAAAACCCCCUGCAAAGGCCAUGAAAAGUGGAGGGGGAGAGGGCCAGGGGGACAGCGGGCGGGUGGGGGAUGCGGAGAGGAGGGAUGUGAUGAACCUGGCUGCGGCAUUCCCGUGCAGCGGUGUCCCUGCGUGCCGCCCGCCCGGGCAGGGCAGCAGCCGCAGCCCCGCCGCUCCCAGGAGCCCAGCCCGGUCGUCUCGUCGCCUGCCCGGUGCCACGGCCCAAAGGGUGACAGCCAGGACGGUGCGCAGGGCUCCGCAACAGUUCUUCAUAGCUGUACGUAGGGACCGUGGAGCAGCAAGAAGGGUUGUGUGGGACAGAGGCUGCCCGGGUGCUCCCACUGGCAGAUGAGAAGACUGUUGAUAGCACACUGUUUCAGUUGUUGCUGAGCAGUGCUUGCACUAAGUUGAGGACUUUUCAGCUCCUCCCCCCACCCCACCAAUGAGGCUGGGAAGUGCAAGAAGCUGGGAGAAGACACAGCAGAGACAGCUGAUCCCAACUGGACAGAGGGACAUUCUGUAUCAUGUGACACAUGGUCAGUGUGUAAACUAGGGGGAGGCUGGCCGGGGGCUCCUGCUUGGGAACUGGCUGGACACUGGUCAGGGGAUGGUGGGGAAUUGCGUUGGGCAUCACUUGUUUUGUGUGUUCCUUUUUCACUAUUACUAUGACUAUUACUUUGCAUCCUUUCCUGUUCUGUUCAAGCGUCUCUGUCUAAGCCAUGGCUGUACUGUUCCCCCUUCCCUCCCCAGCCCGCUGCAGCCCGUGAGUGGCUCUGUGGUGCUCAGCUGCCUGCCGGGUUAAACCACGACCGUGUUUACCUACCUCGGGCUGGGCCUCUCCCGCAGCCUCUGCCAGGCCGCUGGUUCCUGCUGCACUAAAUCAGUCCUCCCUGAGUCAAUGGCUCCUCUCAGUCACUCACAGGAGGUGCAAAUCCAGUGGGGCAAAUUAAGCAUAGCAAUGCACAGGCAGAGCAGCCAAGUAGCCAGGAGGCUUCGGCAGCUAAAAUUCAAGUGGGUUCAGAAGUUUUUCCUUGCUUUGAUUUGUUCAGAGUUUAUGCUGAAUUCUUUUGAGUAUGGCAUUUCCUAUUUGUUUUCUUCCUCUUCCCUACUGCCCUGCCUUCAGCUAUGCUCAUGCCUGUCAGUUUUUGUACAGUCUGUGCCUUGCUUGUGGUUUCCAAUAUGUGGGGGUUUGCUUUGCAGUAUUUGUGCAGUGAGAGACACUGUGCUUUGUAAGUGUGCUGCAUUUUCCCCUGGCUGCUGUCAAAGUGUUGUGGAGGUUCCCAUUGUGUGGAAUUGCAAGGGAGACUUGUGAGCCUCCUCAUCCAGCAGGGAAAGAGAGAAGGAAAAUCUGAUGUCAUAUUCAGUUGUGCUUAUUUCUGCUUUGGUGUGUGAACUGCAUGGCCAUACUUGCAGCUUACAUGGAUACAAGGAUCCCUACAACUUCCAUGGACAUAAGGGACACAGCAAUGUGACAGAGGCAGGAAGCAUCCCUGCUGAUGAUCAGGCGUGGUGUGCUCCUGAUGAGCCCCUGUUGGGCUGUGUCUGUACUGCAUGGCUUCCUCACAUCGAGCUGGAUGCAGAAACGUGCAGCAGUUACAGCCAGCUCCUGCUCAGUUCCUCCCCAGUCAGAGACUCAAACACCUUUGUCAUGGUCAUUCGAGGAUCUGAUAUUAACUUUACUUCAGCACCAGUGACUACCAUUACCUCAGUGAGAUGAGUGAAUUACUUACACAUUUUCAUCUACUCUUAUGCAGGUGUACCUCAACACUAGGCUACAUCCAGAAGAUGCAGUUUGCAUCAAGUACCUCCCUAUAGAUGAAGUUUGGAAUGCUGAGACUACUGUGGGCUGUGUCACUCCAUGGCACAAAAUAAAAAUCAUCGGGUGGCUCUAGCUA
This is a messenger RNA of Passer domesticus (house sparrow), 2852 nucleotides long. RefSeq lists its product as uncharacterized. The record is from RefSeq and is a predicted model, not a curated record. Lineage: Eukaryota; Metazoa; Chordata; Aves; Passeriformes; Passeridae. The transcript is spliced from 3 exons. Bases 830 to 1309 code for a protein of 159 amino acids.